Messenger RNA from Lethenteron reissneri (Far Eastern brook lamprey), 3306 nucleotides. Its product is annotated as creatine kinase B-type-like. Gene Ontology annotation, molecular function: creatine kinase activity. The record is from RefSeq and is a predicted model, not a curated record. Gene Ontology annotation, biological process: phosphocreatine biosynthetic process. NCBI's taxonomy places the organism in Eukaryota, Metazoa, Chordata, Hyperoartia, Petromyzontiformes, Petromyzontidae.
GCCGGGCAGGGCGGGGGCUGACGCAACGACCUUGAGUCCUCGAGCGCUCAGCACACGGACCGACCCCGCCUCUGUCACCUGCCUCACUCUCUCUCUCACUCUCUCUCUCUCGCACUCUCCACGCCGGAGGAGCUGCUGCGCCCUCGACUUCCUCCAUCUCGUGAGAAAUCGCCCAGGAGGAGCCACCAUGCCGUUCAGCAACACCCACAACGCGUUCAAGCUGCGCUACUCGUCCGAGGCCGAGUUCCCGGACUUGAGCCAGCACAACAACCACAUGGCCAAGGUGCUCUCGCCCGAGAUGUACGCGGCCCUGCGCGAGAGGCACACCCCCAGUGGCUUCACCCUGGACGACGUCAUCCAGACCGGGGUGGACAACCCGGGCCAUCCGUUCAUCAUGACGGUGGGCUGCGUGGCGGGAGACGAGGAGUCCUACGAGGUCUUUAAGGAGCUCUUUGACCCCAUCAUCCAGGACCGGCACAACGGCUACCUCCCAACGGACAAGCACAAGACCGACAUCGACGCAGACCACCUGAAGGGGGGGGACGACCUGGACCCGGACUACGUGCUGAGUAGCCGCGUGCGCACCGGGCGCAGCAUCCGGGGAUUCUGCCUCCCCCCUCACUGCAGCCGCGGGGAGCGCCGAGCCAUCGAGACCCUCUCCAUCGAGGCCCUGAGCCAGCUGGAUGGGGAUCUGCAGGGGAAGUACUACGCGCUCAAGAGCAUGACUGACGCCGAGCAGCAGCAGCUGAUCGACGACCACUUCCUGUUCGACAAGCCCGUCUCCCCGCUGCUGCUCGCGUCCGGCAUGGGCCGCGAUUGGCCCGACGGCCGCGGGAUCUGGCACAACGACACCAAGAAGUUCCUCGUGUGGGUGAACGAGGAGGAUCACCUCCGCGUCAUCUCCAUGGAGAAGGGCGGCGACAUGAAGUCCGUCUUCCAGCGCUUCUGCACCGGCCUCACCAAGAUCGAGGAUAUCUUCAAGCAGAAGGGCCACCCGUUCAUGUGGAACGAGCACCUGGGCUACGUGCUCACGUGUCCCUCCAACCUGGGCACGGGGCUGCGUGCCGGCGUGCACAUCAAGCUGCCCCACCUCAGCAAGCAUGCCGGCUUCGGGGACACGCUCAAGCGCCUGCGCCUGCAGAAGCGCGGCACGGGCGGCGUGGACACGGCGGCCGUCGGCGGCGUCUUCGACAUCUCCAACGCCGACCGCAUCGGCUUCUCCGAGGUGGAGCUCGUCCAGAUGGUGGUGGACGGCGUGAAGCUGCUCGUCGAGAUGGAGAAGCGCCUCGAGAAGGGCGGCAGCAUCGACGACCUCGUGCCGGCGCCCAAGUGAGAGGAGCCCGGUGCCCUCUUCGGUGAUGGUGGGGGGGCGGGAGGAGCGGUGGUGGAAGAUAAGCCGCUCGCCUGCUCGCUUGCCCGCUCGCCCGCUCGCCCGCUCGCUCGCUCGCCCGCUCGCCCGCUCGCUAGCCCGCUCGCUCGCGUGUCCACUGCUCGCCACAAUACUUUGCCUGUCCGUCCAGCUGCCUGCUCACCGAAACGCUCACCUGUCAAUAUACUGAACCGAUCAAAUUGUCCGUCCGGCGAACUGCUUACCGAAACACUCACCUGUCUAUAUACUGAACCGAUCAAACUGUCCGUCCGGCAAACCGCUCACCGAAACACUCACCUGUCUAUAUACUGAACCGAUCAAAUUGUCCGUCCGGCGAACUGCUCACCGAAACACUCACCUGGCCGUCCAGCCCUCUCUGUUCAUCGAUUCGCUCAGCAGUUCGUCCGUUCGCUUGGCUUGCGUGCUAUAAGCUCCCUGAUUCAGCCGUCUACCCACACACCUGGGAAUCCAGAUACCAACCAGUUCACCUGCGCGCCCACCCACGUACCCACGCAGCUGAAAGUCAGUAUACCCAUAAACCUACUUACACAGCCACCUACCCAGCCACGUGCCUACCUGCACAGCCACCUGUACACCCGCUUCCCUACCUGCCCAGCUACCAAUCUGCCGAGCCACUUACUCGCAUACCCCAACCACCGCAACCUUACCCCACCUAUCCAGCGCAACCGCCUACCGAAGUGUACCCCACGUACCCAUCCACUCAACCACCUCCCCACUCAGCUACCUUUAUCAUUACUCUGCGUUGGUAGCUCACGUGACGCCAUCCCGCCUCACCCCCCUAGCCCCCCCCCCCGCCCCCACCACAUCGAGUGAUGUCUAAUGAUGUAGCCCCCCCCCCCUCGUGUUACAACGCGCGUGGUGUGAUUUAUUUUUUAUGAUUAUUAUUGUGAUUAAUUGUUAAACAGUAGUAUAUUUUUUGGGGGUUGCAAUUUAGUGGUGAUGAUGAUGACUCCGAUUAUGAAGGUUGACAUAGGUCGUGAUUAGGGCAUUGUGGUGAUGAUGAUGGUGAUGAUGAAGGUGAUGAUGAUGGUAAUUAUGAUGAUGAUGGCACCCGAUGAACGUUAACUCUCAUCGCGAGAGGCAAUGAUGAUCGUAAUGAUGACUUCAUACAUUGUGAUGAUGAUGAUGGUGGUGAUGAUGUUGAUGCGGUUAACGAUGCUUUCUUAAAGAGGUUAGAAGCAUUUCAGAUGGCGGUACCACACUCGUUCUCUUCCACCUAAACCCCACACGGACACACACACACGCACGAGUGAUCAAAUGCUGCUAAAAUGAACACAAGAACGUUGUACGCCACGCGUAUUACACACACACAGUGAGAGAUGCGUCACCACACGUACACACACAGGUACACAAUAUAUUCCUAAUGACAUCACCAUUAGCCUAGGGAAAUAGAUGAGGUCAGCGUUGGUCUGUAUCGGGUCCCGCGUGACGCUACUCCCCUCUACCCUUGCCUCUCUUCCUCUCUGUCUCUCUCUCUCUCUUACAACUAAAUUAACAAACACACAGAGACAGGGCCGUCCAUAUGGUUGGGCAACUCAUCCAGUGUGACACCCCCCCCCCCCCACAACGCCUUCAAAAUAAAUCGAAAGUAUUACAUCUGACACCGUGAUGUCGAAGCGCGGGCGCCCCCCCCCCCCCACUCCACUCCUCCCACCAAAGCGCGGGGCCCGGGGCGGUCGCCCGUGAUUAGCCGUGCACUCGAGAGAGGGACGGCUCUGCCCAGAGGCUGAGAGGCCACUAAACUCACGCACCCCCCCCCCGGUCCUCCUUGAUUGAAGAGGGACCACGGGACCACCCAACCACCCCCCUCUGUCACACUCCCCAAACCGCGCUCUUACCAGUGGACCUUGUUUUCUAUGGAAGUCGCUCGAAACUGCGAUCGAUAGAAAACAAAAUAAAAGCGGAUGAGACGCGAA